This is a messenger RNA of Lachancea meyersii CBS 8951, 897 nucleotides long. NCBI's taxonomy places the organism in Eukaryota, Fungi, Ascomycota, Saccharomycetes, Saccharomycetales, Saccharomycetaceae. The record is from the annotation of a GenBank genome assembly.
AUGUUCAGCUCCAUUUUGAGAUUUGGUGCUCUCUCUAAUUCACGAACAGCACAGAUGACAUUUUCCAAAUCAACCCAAAACCAUGCUCAGUACAGAGAACAGGUUGAAGCACAACUGAGGGAAAAUUGGGACCGUCUGGAGUCUUUGACACACGAAGGAUCUCAGGUUACUUUCGAAGUGGACCCAAGACAAACGCCCAAACAGGAUCCGGAUCUGAAGAUAUUUUUUUUCGAUAUCGACAACUGUCUCUACAAAAGAUCCACCAAAAUUCACGAUUUAAUGCAAGUGUCUAUUCAUGAUUAUUUUGUUAGCGAGCUCAAACUCGAUGACAACGCAGCUCGCACACUGCAUCAUAGCUACUACAGAGAGUACGGGCUUGCAAUUCGCGGGCUCGUGAAGCACCACGAUAUACAUGCUCUCGAAUACAAUAAAAUGGUAGACGACGCUCUACCACUUCACGACAUAUUAAAACCUGAUCCCGCUCUGAGGGCAAUGCUGAAAAGACUCAGAAGCUCCAAAACGGUCGACAAAAUGUGGCUUUUCACCAACGCCUAUAAGAACCACGGAUUACGGUGCGUAAGGCUUCUUGGAAUAGCAGAUUUGUUUGACGGGAUCACUUACUGCGACUACUCGCAACGGUACAAUCUAAUUUGCAAACCAGACCCACGGGCGUUUGAACGAGCAAAGGUGCAGAGCGGUCUGGGUAAUUAUGGCAACGCCUGGUUCGUGGACGACAGCGGCAGCAACAUUCAGACCGGUAUCUCCUUGGGGUUCAAAAAAUGCAUACAUCUGAUAGAAGAAGAAGUGGACGAGAUGCUGGGCAAAAAUCCUCCUGGUUCUUUGAUCAUCAAGACUAUUGAGGAUUUGCCCGAGGCUGCUCCGGAACUAUUUCCAUAA